UCUUCAAUAAUGCGACGUACACCAUGUACUGCAACCGCGAUGCUGCCAAUGCUCCAUUAUUCUCGCUCUUCACCGGCAAUUUCGACGGAUGCAUGGAGGCGUGUACGGCUUGGAACAAUUUCAACUCGACAAACGCCAACACCUGUCGCGCUGUCUCUUUUAUCCCUCUUUGGACCAACAUCACCGUCGCAAGAAAUGGGAACGCUGCGGGGGAUUGCUUCUUGAAGCCCAAGCCUCAGCGCAAAGCGGAUUUAACGACGCCUAAUAUUGGCACCGAAUGCCACGCUGCUAUUCAUAAUUGAACGAGUCGGCUAUCGAGAAGUCACACACGAAUAUUAACGAACAAGAAAUAGGGUGUACAAGGUGGUGUUACAAUAAUAAACGGCUCCAUCGAAUCUCACAUCGAG
This is a messenger RNA of Ilyonectria robusta, 407 nucleotides long. RefSeq lists its product as uncharacterized. The transcript has a single exon. The annotation marks the transcript as partial. The record is from RefSeq and is a predicted model, not a curated record. NCBI's taxonomy places the organism in Eukaryota, Fungi, Ascomycota, Sordariomycetes, Hypocreales, Nectriaceae.